AUGGUUUGCUCAUCAUCCUCAGGCAGCGCCGAGUCUUCGCUCUACCAGCGUAGCCGCCCAAAUCAACUGCCAGCCUACGAGGGCCCCUCAUCCAGCAACAACUUCCAGGCCCCCUCCACAGCUCCAACGCAACGGCGUACAUUCGGGUUCGGGCUCGUUAGCCGAGCAGAUGGGCCGGUACGCCGAAGAGCCCCACCGGCGCCUCGACUCCUUUUCCCCGGGCCUAUCGAUGCUGCGCCGCUUGCCACGCCCGAGCUCAUCGAUAUCGCUCCGGAAUACUCGACGGUGCAGGAUGCCGACGAGCACAUCUACGAGACGCUCGAAGAAGUGAACGCCGAUCGCCAUCACAAGGAGAAAAAGUCGUACAAAGCGCACAAGAGAAGCAGUUCUCGCGGCCAUCCACAACUUUCAUCGCCCCAAUCAUCCCUCCAUUCCGAGCCGAGCACGAGAAAUCUACGCCAAGCCCCCCUCAGCCCCAACCAGCCGAGCAGUACAGGUGGUGUGUUCAUGCGGUCACCAGUAGUCCGCGUCCGGUCGACAGCCCCAUGCUUAUCUCCACCACCCUCGUCUUCCGGCGUCUCCUCAACCGCCACCUCGCCCUCAUCCACCGCCUCAUUCCGGCCCCGUUCCGGCCUAUUCUCAUCGGGUUCCCGGAAGGAAAAGAAGGAAAAGCCCGUCGAGCCCCAAGACAGCAAGCAGCCCAAAACUGACAAGCGCUCGUCGUUGUUCUUCGGCGCCCGUUCUGUGACCAUGGAUGUAUUGGCGGGAAGCGCGAUUCGCGAAGCACUAUCCAAGACGAAAAAGCAGGUGCCGCUGAAAGAAUCGAUCUCGGUGGAGUCGUUGGCCCGGGAGGAGGCCAAGCGGAAGAAGAAGCGGAAGGGCGAUGUUGAUGGCAAGGAGAAUGGGGGAGGAGGGCUCGUCCGCAAGGUGGCUUCGUCGUUCCGGUUGGGCAGGAAGGGCACCACCAGCCUCGCCCCAUCCCCGGCUCCUUCGCCACAACCCGAACGGCGGCAGGUGUUGAAAGCCUCCUGCGAAAAAGUGGUCACCGCGUUCACCUGGCUCCCAUCACGCUCGCCGAAAAGGAACGGCCGUGCCGCAUCGGCAGAAAUAUCGACCAUUUCCGCCGGCCGCCAACUGGGCGACGAAUGCGCCCGUGGGGGUGGACUGCCGCAUUUCCUCGCUCGAUGCGUGAAUUUCAUCGAAAAGGAGGGCGGUCUGCAAACCGAGGGCAUCUACCGGAUCCCGGGAAAUCAAUCCCAGUUGGCAGAGGUGGAGCGGCAGUUCGCAUCAAAUAGCGCCCCUGAUCUGUCGUCAAUCGAAUUGCCGUUGCAUGUGGUGGCCACGGCGCUGAAGAACUUCUUCUCCCAGCUCUCCGAGCCCGUGAUCCCCACCGUUUUCCACGACUCCAUUGCGGAGGCUGUGGCUGAGGAUCCCGCCGUUACGAUUGACGGCCUGUCCCAAGUGAUCGCCACCCUGCCCACCCCCAACGUUUCAACAUUAGCCUUUUUGCUGGGACAUUUGAGAAAAGUGGCAUCGGCGCCAGCCACCGCCAUGGAUUUCGCAAAUCUAUCAAAGGUUUGGUGGCCUACCCUCUUCCGCCCCGAAUUCACAUCGUUCGCCGCCAUGAGCACGGGCACGAAACGUCUUCAAACGGCCGCCGAGGCCCUCAUGCGUCACUCAGCAGUUCUCUUCCCUCAAAAG
This is a messenger RNA of Mesorhabditis spiculigera, 1701 nucleotides long. The record is from the annotation of a GenBank genome assembly. Lineage: Eukaryota; Metazoa; Nematoda; Chromadorea; Rhabditida; Rhabditidae.